AUGCUACCUGCUACCAUCUCGUGUUCAUUCGCCUUUAUGUUACCGGUCGCUACCCCACCAAAUGCUAUUGUGUUUGCUGGUGGAUAUCUCAAAGUCAAGGACAUGGUAUGUACUACGCUUUGGUACAAUUUUAAUGGUCUUUUUUCUUCGUCUUUUUGCAGUGUAGUGUAAGUUAGCUAAAGUAUUGCGAGGUCCGGGUACUUUGUAACAUAAUAUAACACAAAUCGUCUGGAAACUCAAAACACUCACUCCUCUACAUAACGUGUCGGAUCGUGAUAGUACAGUUGCGAAUCUGGCAUGAAAUACUAUAAGCUAAAAAUUGGAAAACAUCACACCCAGCUUUAUUUUCUUCACAGAAUAGUUUGGGUCCCAAGCCCCAAAGCCUCUCCCUAGAACUAUCAUAAAAUUUUAGAAAACGAUUGCUUGCCGUUCCGAAGUGAGGAUGGAUAGCGUUAGUACUCAUGCUGUCUUCAAUGUAGCAAGUCUCAUGUACACAAGUUUUGCCGAUUGCAGGUUUCGCUCGGGCAUCAUAGCAGUUAUAUAAUUUUUUUUCUUUUCCAUCAUUUUCAGGCAAAAGCUGGAUUUGGAAUGAACAUCCUAGCCGUGAUAGUGUUAGUGAUUUGUAUAAACACCUAUGGUGUGUCCAUGUUUGGUCUGGACACAUUUCCCGCCUGGGCCUCAAGU
This is a messenger RNA of Porites evermanni, 684 nucleotides long. The record is from the annotation of a GenBank genome assembly. Lineage: Eukaryota; Metazoa; Cnidaria; Anthozoa; Scleractinia; Poritidae.